Phalaenopsis equestris is the source of this 1417-nucleotide messenger RNA. RefSeq lists its product as uncharacterized. The coding region runs from base 58 to 1188 and encodes 376 amino acids. Gene Ontology annotation, biological process: glycerophospholipid biosynthetic process. The transcript is spliced from 12 exons. The record is from RefSeq and is a predicted model, not a curated record. Lineage: Eukaryota; Viridiplantae; Streptophyta; Magnoliopsida; Asparagales; Orchidaceae. Gene Ontology annotation, cellular component: mitochondrion.
CCUUAGCCUCACCUAAAUCCGUAAACCGGCGUCGGACCUCCGACGAGAUCGGCGGAAAUGAGGUUUCGCUCUUUUUUCCGGGCAUCGCAGAUCAAGGCCUCGUCGCUGCUCUUCCGCCGAUUGUAUUCCCAUUCAAGGCCGCAAGGACGGAGGCCAUCCUUUGGUAUUGCGUUCGACAUUGACGGUGUUAUCAUUCGAGGCGGUGAUCCCAUUGGCGGUUCUCCUCAGGCAUUGAGCAGACUAUAUGCCGAGGACGGCAGCUUGAAGAUUCCAUAUAUAUUCUUAACCAAUGGUGGUGGAGUUCCGGAAUCUAAACGAGCUUGUGAAUUAAGUGGGCUUUUGGGGGUUCAAAUUUCACCCUUGCAGGUUGUUCUAGGGCAUUCACCUUUCCGAAAUCUGCUGAGCAGAUUUGAGAAUGACCUUAUUGUAGCUGUUGGUAAAGGGGAGCCUGCUAAAGUGAUGUUGGAAUAUGGGUUCAAAAAAGUUCUUUCUAUUGAUGACUAUGCAUCAUUUUUAAAGGACAUUGACCCCCUGUCUCAGUACAAAAGUUGGAGAAUUAAUCAAAUUUACGAAAUUACAAAAAACGUUGAUGAAUUGCACUCUAGUCUCAAUGUUGACUCAGAUGCUGUAAAAGCGACGUUUAUUGUCAGUGAUCCUGUUGACUGGGGAAGAGAUAUUCAGGUUCUUUGUGACAUUUUAAGCUGCGGCGGUCUCCCCGGUAAAGCAAAAGGACACCAACCUGCUUUAUAUUUUGCAUCAGAUGAUCUACAGUAUCAGGCUGCAUUUCCUUCUGAACGCUUGGGAAUGGGUGCUUUCAGAAUAGCACUGGAAAGCAUCUUCAAUAGAGUUAAUAACAGACCUCUGCAUUAUACAUCUUUUGGAAAACCAAAUCCUUUUGUAUUCAAGAAUGCAGAAUCGGUUUUGAUGAGAGUUGCAUCCACCAUAUGUGGCGAACUGGAUAUUGUGGAUGACACGAAGGAAAACCAGUUUCGUUCUAUCUACAUGAUCGGUGAUAAUCCGAUCGUCGACAUCGACGGUGCUGCUGAGGCAGGGCGUCCUUGGUUCUCCAUACUAACAAGAACUGGAGUUUUUAAGGGUAGAGACAACCACCAAGAUUAUCCUGCAGAUUUGGUAGUAGAAAACGUUCAGGAGGCUGUGGAGUUUAUUCUGAAGAAAGAAGCCUUGUGAUCAGCUUUAAAUACAAUGAGUCAUUUUCAUUCCAUGGUCAAAGGUACUGCCUUUCUCCUGAUAUAUAAAAAGAGCAAUUAAGUUAUAAAUUCUGAUACAAUCCUCUUUUUUUGUUUAACAUUUGCAAGGAUAUAAUGCUUAAUUCUUAUGUAUUUGUAUCCAGCAAUUAUCUCCCAAUUAUCAAUGCUCAAUAAAAUUCUAAUCCAUUAUCUAACAUUGAAACUUGUUA